GAGGAGGAAGAUAAAUCUCGUUCCUGGAUUCAUUCUUGGGAGUCCGUCACCGUCCCGCCUGCUGUGCUGCCUCUGGAUCUAAGUCUACUGGAUUGCAGCUCCGUUUCUCCGCUCAUUACUCCUGACGCUUGCAUUUCCACGGCAGGCAAAGUUGGGCAUCCAGAGACUAUAUGUUGACUGCCUGUUCAUUUCCUCUUGAAUUUGUAUGCUGUUUGAGCUUCAAAAUGAUUUCACUUUUCACUGGAAGAAGUGUGAUUUUAAUAUGACAGAGAAAAGAGCUCCGUCUCUUUUUUGGGGAUUGUUUUCUUAUAGGAUAGGCUAGUGAUUUUGCUAUAUUUUGAACUUCGUUGUCGCUGGUGAUUUGGUUGUGAGGGACAAGAUGAGUGGGGAGGGAGGUUAGAAAUGUAGGAAAUGUUGAUGUCUUUUCAUGUUUUAUUUUUAUCAAACAGAGACAUUUUAACCUCACUCACCCAUCUUUCUUUUUUACUGAAGAUGUGACCUUAGUGGUCUCUGUUUUUCAGUGUUUUUUUAGUGUUGGUGCAUUUAUUUCUCGUCGUACUGGAGAGUCCACUUUGGAUGUGUGACUUGAACUCACACCGUCCUCUGCUCUUCCCUUUUCCAGGGGGCUCUUAACCUAGACCCUCUCUCUUUAACCCUGCGUAAAACCCCUCUCCCCUCUCUGGGGGCUCUCUCUGGACCUUCCGACCAUUUUCUGUUGCUUGAGGACACAGACAGCCCCGCCAGAAGAGGGGGUGUUGGGUAGGAAGACACCCCCCUCCCAAAGGUGAGAGGGGGGGGAAGAUGGCAGCUCUCGCCAGCUCUCUCAUCAGACAGAAACGGGCGGUCAAGGACGACGGACAAAACCGACCGGUAGCCAACAAGAGGAAGCCUUGUCCCAAGAGCAACAAGUCCCUGUGCCAGAAACAGAUCCUAGUCCUUAUCUCUAAAGUGAGGCUAUGUGGGGGUCGAAAAAGUCGAAAAGAAAAGAGACCGGAGCCCCAGUUGAAAGGCAUUGUGACCAGGCUGUACAGUCAGCACGGAUACUACCUGCAGAUGCAUCCGGAUGGCACCAUGGACGGCACAAGGGACGAAGGCAGCUCCUUUUGUAAGUCACAGUUCAACUUGAUUCCUGUGGGUCUGAGGAUCGUGGCGAUCCAGGGGGCGAAGACAGGGCUCUACCUGGGCAUGAACAGCGACGGGUACCUUUUCACCUCUGAACACUUCACCCCCGAGUGUAAGUUCAAGGAGAGUGUGUUUGAGAACUACUACGUGACGUACUCCUCCAUGCUCUACAGACAGAGCCAGUCGGGCCGCUCCUGGUAUAUCGGUAUCAACCGCGACGGACAAGUCAUGAAGGGCAACCGGGUGAAGAAGACCAAAGGUGCUGCACACUUCCUGCCUAAAGUUAUAGAAGUUGCCAUGUAUAAGGAGCCAUCGCUACACGAGCUAGUCAACGAACAGAAAGAGAAAGAGAAAGAGAAAGAGAAAGAGAAAGAGAAAGAGGGCCCUGCCCAGAAGACAGUGAAGACGUCAGAAGAACGUCAUGAAAGAACUUUCUCCAUCAAGAACUGCAGGAAAGAAAAGAAAUGCCCCAAGGCUGAUGCCUCGUAGCACAGGGGACCGAUGGUGGGGAGGGGCAGCAGUGACACAGAACUAAAUAGGGACUUAAUUGCCCAUCAUGCACUUGGGCUGGCUGGAGGAAUGGUCCCCUUUCCCCAGAAGUGCACUAGGCUGCACCAUGAUGAAGUGUCAGGGGUCAACAGCCCAUCAGGUCUGGGUCUAGGAGGAAUUCCUCUCACCUGCCACCAGAGAGGAAGAUAGACCAGGGCCCAAGUCAGCACCACCACCCUCCCUCCCUGUCAAUCACCUUUACCCCUUCUCCUCUAGCACACUCACUACCAAAGGCACAGCCUGUAUAAUCUCUCUGUCAUUCAUCUACUGCCUUCCCAUCACCUGUCCUAGUUUCUAGAAAUCACCUCCACUCGCGCACACACUUUAAUUUCUAAUUGUGGUAUUUUGAUGUGCGAAUGUGUGAUUGUGUCUGUGUGUAUGUGUGAGAGAGAGGUGUGUAACAAUAAUCACUUCAUGUCAUCAUACUUACUACUCUCGAGUCCACUCUUCUAAUUAAUGGCAAUCACCGUGGUGAAAGUGUGACUAUGCCUGGCCUCCAUCAUCUGCCCACCUGCAAAUCACACACCUCACAGCUGGAGGCGGGACAUCAAAAUGAUGUUUUAUUGGACAACAUCGGGGGGGAUCUAUUUCUAUUUGGUAGCAGGGCUGUCUGUUGAACUGCAGUCAGCAAAUCAAUUUCAAAAAAGCCAAAUCAUCUGUUGAAAGAGACAAGUCAAGCAAGCCCUUUUGGGAUCAGAGUUAUAUCUACAGGCUACAAGAUGACCUUUUCUAUCUCCCUCUUUCAAAGUUCCUUUCUCUAACGAUCAAUCACAAUGAGGAAGGUAAUAAUGGAGGGAACUGAAGAAGUUUAUGAUAAUAAAUCAGGAGGAUGAUGAUAAUAAUAAUCAAAAUUACAAUGUUUACGGUGAUUAUGGUGAUAAUGAUGAUUCAACUACUGUAUAACUUUGCAAUAAUCUCACAGACAGAAAUUUCAGGGUAUUCCAUUAUCUGAAGUGAAUAGCCAUUUUCCCUUCUGGAGCCAUGAAAGCACCAUGUCCAAAAUACUAUGAGAGCCCCGACUUGUAUAUGACUGCCAUUUCUGGCCCACAUAACAGUAUCCUGACAGAGAUGAUUUCAGUUUGUGCUCAGCAGGCUGACUCUAAGCAUGUGAGAGAGUGAUGGAGCUAAAUACCCCCUGGGCCCAAAAUGAGGCUAUGUUAUUAUGAUGUAACUCUUUGAAGGUUCUUUCCAGGGGUUUUAUGGAAUACAGCCAUCAGUACUUGAAUUAUUCACCUACAUUUAUGUAAAAUGUUGUAACUCGUCUCAGCAAUAUUUGUACAGUUUUGAGUCUCUUUAAGAGCUGGGCUGUGUUAAAAGAGAAAGUCAGCUUUUUUUGCAAGUGUGUGAGAUAGUUACUGAGUGAGUGGUUAUGAAUGUGCCUGCUUAACAAUCUCCCUAUUUGCCAGCCUCCCUAGCUCUUUUUGUUGACCAUAAUGCACCAAAAUACAGUAUUUCAGAGAAAUGUUAAGGAUUGGACUAAAAGGAAUGCUACUGUGUUAAAUUGAUUAGAUUCUCUGUCACCUGAAAGGUAAUGCCAGUGAUUGUUGAGUGGAUCCUUUGCUUGGCGACUGUUGUCGACAUAAAGCCGAGUUUAAAGCUGACAUCAAAGCCUGAGGAGGCUCUGAGCUGGAGCACCUACUUACUAUUCUACAGACGUCCCACUCCUUAUCCACUCACCAGCCUUAUCAAAUCACCACAGAGGAAUCCACUCGCAAAUAUGGAUUUCUUUGUGUGCGUGGCUGUUUGUGAUUGUGUUCUUCCCCCAGUGUAGCGAUGUUUGUGGGAAUAUGUGAGUUUAUUUUGGGAGUGCUUUGUUUGUGUAUGCCUGUGUGUGCAUGUGUGUGUUUGUGUGCAUGCGUGUGUGUGUUAAGUGGGAGGUGACUUCUGCAAUGUCCUUCACCCUGGACAUAGGGCACUGGGAGGGCUCUCUUUGUGAUGUCCUUCUCUGGGGAGGUGACAUUUGUGGGGCAAAUGGCCACCUUUCAAACACAGCACUGUCACGGUAUUGUUAUUGGCCUGAGAGUGCUGCAGGUAUCAAUGGGCAAUAAAAUCUAAAACAAAUUGUGGACAACAGCACAGCACAACAUAUACAGGAACAGCCCAGUGUACAGAAGGUUGCUUUUCUAGGCAUGGGGAUAUGUACAGUAAAAUGCCGAAAGGCAUUUCUGACCUUGUACAUAGCAGCGUAGCAUGUUCCUGCCAUGGCGACUAUGCUGUUAGAGUGAGCUAGCAUGCCAUUGUAUAUUACAGAGCAGCACUGCACUGACCUCCUUUAAUAUCCAGCCAGUGUGGAGACUUAUACCACAGUCUCUUGGAGAAUUCCGCUUAGAAAAAGCCAGUCGCUGUGGACUGCCUGUGAAUAUGUUGACCAACAUUACAGAAGAUGGAGAAUGCACACAGAGAGGGAGAAUAGAUACAAAUGUUCCAGAAUGUACAGACUGUGAGAUUGAUGUUUUCUGCAUGUUAUUAAGGGCGAGAGUAUGUCUGAGAUGGUCGAGAGCAGUGGAUCCCAAACCUUUAAAAAAAAUGUUUUACUAGGCAAGUCAGCUAAAACAAAUUCUUAUUUUCAAUGACGGCCUAUGAACAGUGGGUUAACUGCAUGUUCAGGGGCAGAAGGGCAGAUUUGUACCUUGUCAGCAAGGGGGUUUGAACUUUCAACCUUCUGGUUACUAGUCCAACGCUCUAACCACUAGCCUGCCCUGCUGCCCCGUAUAGUCCUGUAUCCCUUAAAACAUUCAACCUCCAGCUGCGUACCCCUCCAGCACCAGGGUCAGCGCACUCUCAAAUGUUGUUUUUUGCCAUCAUUGUAAGCCUGAAACACACAAACUAUAUGUUACAUUUAUUAAACAUAAGAAUGAGUGUGAGUUUUUGUCACAAACCCGCUCGUGGGAAGUGACAAAGAGCACUUUUAGGACCAGGGUACAAAUAAUAAUAUAAUAAUAAUCAAUAAUUUUGCUCUUUAUUUAACCAUCUUACAUAAAACCUUAUGUGUUCAUCUAAAAUUGUGAAUAACUCAUCACAGGUUAAUGAGGAAGGACGCACAUGACUCUACAAUGUUGGGAUGUAUUGGAGAGAUACUCCGUCUUAAAUCAUUUUCCACACUCUGCCUGUAUUUAGUUUAGUUUUCAUGCUAGUGAGGGCUGAGAAUCCACUCUCACAUAGGUGCCUGGUUGCAAAGGGCGUCAGUGUCUUAACAACGUGAUGUGCCACGGCAGGAUACUCUGAGCGCAGCCAAAUCCAGAAAUCUGGCAGUGGCUUCUGAUUAAAUUCAAUUUCCGCUUCUUGCAAUUUCGGUGAGGCUCUCUUGUUCAGAUAUCGGUAAGUGGACUAGAAGCAGGGCAUGAAAAGGAUAACGAAUAUAGUUCUUUGUGUCAUCCAUUUCAGGAAAGUACCUGCGUAAUUGCUCACCCAACUCACUCAGGUGCUUUGCUAUAUCACAUUUGACAUUGUUCGUAAGCUUGAGUUCAAUUGCACACAACAAAUCAUACGAUGAUGGAAAGACGUGUGUUGUCCUUGUUAAUGCAGACGGAGAAGAGAUCCAACUUCUUAAUCAUAGUCUCAAUUUUGUCCUGCACAAUGAAUAUAGUUGUGGAGAGUCCCUGUAAUCCUAGAUUCAGAUCAUUCAGGCGAGAAAAACAUCACCCAGACAGGAUCGUUGUGUGAGAAACUCGUCAUCAUGCACAAGGUCAGACAAGUGAAAAUUACGGUCAUCAUAGAAAACUUUAAGCUUUUAAAAAAAAACGUGGCAAUCCUUUGUGCCUUAAUAACCAGUGUACUUCAGUAUGCUGUAAAAGCAUUACAUGGUCGCUUCCUAGAUCAUGGCAUGGUGCAGAAAAUACACAAGAGUUCAGGGACCUUAACAAAGUUAACCAUUUUCACUGUAGUGUUCAAAACGUCUUUCAAGCUGUCAGGCAUUCCCGUGGCAGCAGGAGCCUCUCGCUGGAUGCUGCAGUAUACUCAAGUGGAGUCGGGAGCAACUGCUUGCACGCCCGUUACCACUCCACUAUGUCUCCCUGUCAUGGCUUUUGCGCCAUCAGUACAGAUUCCAACACAUCUUGAUCACCAAAGUCCAUUUGAUGUCACAAAGCUGUCCAGUACUUACAAAAUAUCCUUUCCUGUUGUCCUAGUUUCCAGUGGUUUGCAGAAGAGGAUGUUUAAUUGACCCCCAUAAAUGUAACGGAUAUAUACAAGGAGCUGUGCCAGGCCCACCACGUCUGUUGACUCAUCCAGCUGUAACGCAUAUAAUUCACUGGCUUGUAUGCGAAGCAGUAAUUGUUUCAAAACAUCUUCUGCCAUGUCACUGAUGUGAGGCAAAGGAAGUUCAAUAUUUCUGAGAUAGAAUGUGAGACAAAGGAAGUUCAAUAGUUCAGAGAAAGAAUGUGAGACAAAGGAAGUUCAAUAGUUCUGAGAUAGAAUGUGAGACAAAGGAAGUUCAAUAGUUCUGAGAUAGAAUGUGAGACAAAGGAAGUUCAAUAGUUCUGAGAUAGAAUGUGAGACAGAGAAAGUUCAAAGUUCUGAGAUAGAAUGUGAGACAGAGAAAGUUCAAAGUUCUGAGAUAGAAUGUGAAACAAACAAAGUUCAAUAGUUCUGAGAUAGAAUGUGAGACAAAGUUCAAUAGUUCUGAGAUAGAAUGUGAGACAAACAAAGUUCAAUAGUUCUGAGAUAGAAUGUGAGACAAAGGAAGUUCAAUAUUUCAGAGAUAGAAUGUGAGACAAAGGAAGUUCAAUAGUUUUGAGAUAGAAUGUGAGACAGAGAAAGUUCAAAGUUCUGAGAUAGAAUGUGAAACAAACAACGUGCAAUAGUUAUGAGAUAGAAAGUGAGACAACCAAAGUUCAAUAGUUCUGAGAUAGAAUGUGAGACAAACAAAGUUCAAUAGUUCUGAGAUAGAAUGUGAGACAAACAAAGUUCACUAGUUCUGAUAUAGAAUGUGAGACGGAGAAAGUUCAAUAGUUCUGAAAUUGGAUGUGAGGCAGGGCUCUUAGAUUCUGAUAUUGAGAGUAUGCCAGAGAGAUCUUUACCUGGUUGAGGCAAAAAUAAAAACACUGGUAGCGUUCGCCAGCUUAGAGUACUUAACACCUCUGAACAAACUGCCAGCUGUAAUUUGCAAACAGAGUGCAAACAUGUAGAAUCGCUGACUGCCGCCCACCAUCAAGUGGUCCCUAAAACCAACCCGGCGAAUGAACGGCAGAUCAAUAUUUGGUGAGGUGUAUGCCUAAGACAGAGCAGGUCCCAUGAAGUGAGGGGUAGUGACAUUGAGAAUGUGGUUCACACAUGCCCUCUCAUAUGUGCUUGGAAGUCACGCUUCAUUUCCUGCUCAAUCUCCCCAACUGGUGUUCUAUGUGUCUACUGCCCAGUACCCUUCGCUGUAGCACACUAUGUGUGUGUGUGUGUUUGUACAUGUAGGUGUGUGUAAGACUGACUGAGUGAGUGUAAUGACCUACCUGUAUGUGUGUAUGAGUGUGUGAGAGAGAAAAAGGAGAGAAAGAGAGAGGAAAAGAUAGAAAAAGAGGGCAUGAGAGUGACGAUCAAUAGACUCAAUAAAAGCCAAGCUGGAGAGCAAUAGUCUAGCGUUGAGAGCAAUAAUUUCCCUUAGGUGCAGAGAGGGGGGAGCAAACCAAGUUUGUUGAUAAUGAACUCAGAGUAGUGUCGUCCGAUUCCAACCUGUAAACUGGACAAAGUGGCCACUUUCACAACAGCUGUGGGGGAGAUAUUCUUCCAUCUUAUGGCACACUUUAGAGACCAACAGCCAAAUAGAACUGGACCAUUACCACUGGCCAGUGUGAUCUGGCCAUGCAUUGAGCUGCCUGGUUCUUAUGUACUUUACCAUAGUUUUCUGAGACAGUGGGGCCUACGGUUGCAAAGUUCCGGGCACUUUGGUCCAAGUUUCUGGUUGGGAAAACCGGGGAAUUUAUUCUAAGUUCACUCUUAUAGAACUCCUCUAGAGUGCACUCUAUAUGUUUGAAGGAUCUUGGUCUUAGGUUCUAGUCAAAACUGGGGUCAAACGGGGAACACCACUCUCAUACUACAAAGAAAAAAAGAGUGGCUCAAUGUUAUAAUAAUAAUAAUGAACGCUUAUAGGGUUCUUCUGAAGGACUUGACGGUACUGCUUACAGUAACCAUUUUGAUUAAACAGGGAUGUUUAAGGUAUAGGGGCUGUCAGUCUACUGUACACAAAUUGGAUUUAGAACAAACUUACCCUUUGAAUGGUGCUCUCCUGGCUCAUUGUUUCAUAUAAAUAUUACUAUAUAGCUAUGUCUGUGUAAAAAAAAUAUCUGUGAAAUGUGAGGUCUUGUGUUGAUAUAUUUUCAGAAAAUAUCUUGAAGAAUGAAUGUGAUAAAUGUUUCUUGUUGUGUUUUCUUUUGUUCUGCUUUAUCAUGUUUUUCUGAUUGAGACUUAAGGGAGGGAGGUUUUUGCUUUCCUCAGACCAAUCCUCCCUUCAGUGUGGUUUUGUAGGUGAACAAAAGUUUUGUGGUGGGGUGAAGUGGUAAGGACACUGGUUCAUCAUUCCCACAGAAUGCUAAAUGAUGCACUCACUGAAUCCUACAGUGUGAUUGAGUUACACAGGGUGCAAGAGAUUUAACACUAAACUGUAAAUGUAGUCAGAGCAAAACAGUGUGUGGAAACAUGCAAAGGGUCAGAUAGAUCUGUCCUCUUAAAGCCAGCACCUGUCUGUCAGUCCCUCCCGGAUUCCGCCAUGGCAAAUAUUUUUUAGCAAAAUCAAGAAUUCACUGCAUCACAGCACCAUUUCCUCAUAAAAGAGUAAAAUCAUUGCAUCAUCGAAUUAAACAGACUCAUACGCAGUACAAAAAUAUGGCUUGUAAUUCCAACCAAUCACUGCACAUUUACCACAUAGAGUUCAAUUAAGCUACACAGUUAAAUAUAGGAAAAAUAAGCUACAUGCCAAGAAUUGUUUUCCCUCGUUAGCGCAUUUUCACAACAAAUUGGACAACAUCACUGCAUAUUGCCAUGCAGAAUAUCAGAAUUUCUGCAGCAAAAUAAAACAUUUCCCCCUGCAAAAAUAUCACAAAACAUCCCUGCGAAAUCCUAGAGGGACUGGUCUGUCAGUCAGUUAUGACCAUUCCCAGCAAUGUCCAGACUGUCCCAGCACCCACUGGGCUCAGCGUUAGGAUGACACAAGUCUUCCAAAAACUAACCACGCCAUCUCCUUUCUCCUCUCGGCUCUUGGUUGAUCUCAAUCCUUUCCUCUUGUCUUCCAAAAGUUACAGACGUCUUCCAACAAGAGCCAUACGUAUUAAUAAGAUGGGCCUUGGCACAGAUGGAGCCAAUGACAGAAGGGCUGACUCCUUUGACCCCUCCCACCGUUCCCAGGGGACAAUGAACACAGGUGCGACUUUACAUGGCGAUAGAGCAGAGAUGGAUCUACUAACUCUGCAGCCACAACAAAAAGACUGGAGUGUAAUAACAAUGCAUCGAGGACUAACAAUCUGCCACGAGGACAACCAACUUGCAAGGACGACAAACAGUCUUCAGCAUAGAUUAACAGCCAGCAAGGAGGACUAACAGGAUACUAAACAGUCCAGAAGUCUGCAAUAAGGACAACAAGUCCAGGUUGACAUGAUCAUUUUUUCAUAACAUGCAUGCACCACCAUUUACCAACUCCCACAAUAAGGGAUGACACAUCCUCUUCAGUAACUAGAGACACAGAGGCCCCUCUCCUCACCCUCUCCCUGAGUUUAACAUCAGACCUGAGUUCAUUUCUAUAGUAACUCACACCUGACUCAAUGGGAGAUGUUUACCAUCAGACGUGUUUCUAUAGUAACUCACACCUGACUCAAUGGGAGAUGUUUACCAUCACACGUGUUUCUAUAGUAACUCACACCUGACUCAAUGGGAGAUGUUUACCAUCACACGUGUUUCUAUAGUAACUCACACCUGACUCAAUGGGAGAUGUUUACCAUCAGACGUGUUUCUAUAGUAACUCACACCUGACUCAAUGGGAGAUGUUUACCAUCAGACGUGUUUCUAUAGUAACUCACACCUGACUCAAUGGGAGAUGUUUACCAUCAGACGUGUUUCUAUAGUAACUCACACCUGACUCAAUGGGAGAUGUUUACCAUCAGACGUGUUUCUAUAGUAACUCACACCUGACUCAAUGGGAGAUUUUUACCAUCAGACGUGUUUCUAUAGUAACUCACACCUGACUCGAGAGGAGAUGUCUUACUAUAGAAUAUUAUUCAAUAAAA
Oncorhynchus masou masou (cherry salmon) is the source of this 9875-nucleotide messenger RNA. Its product is annotated as fibroblast growth factor 11-like. The transcript is spliced from 5 exons. Gene Ontology annotation, biological process: regulation of voltage-gated sodium channel activity. Bases 802 to 1611 code for a protein of 269 amino acids. Lineage: Eukaryota; Metazoa; Chordata; Actinopteri; Salmoniformes; Salmonidae. Gene Ontology annotation, cellular component: nucleus; cytoplasm. The record is from RefSeq and is a predicted model, not a curated record. Gene Ontology annotation, molecular function: growth factor activity; sodium channel regulator activity.